AAUGUUGGGCUCAAACCUAUUACUCAGUGGCAAUGCUAUACCAUCGAGAAGUUUCCAGGAUUUAUAUAUAUACGCAAUCCUUUCCUAAAUUGCGGACAGCGUUAUUGGAUUAAACGUUGCUUAAAAAAUUUUCAUACCUAUCCAAGUAAGACAAAUUUAGAUGCCCAUGGUAACAGUACUAAAGGCAAGGAGGUCGUAACUAAACAUAGAAAUGACUUAAUGGAUAAGUUAAGAUGGACAACCUUAGGAUAUCAUUAUGACUGGAGUACAAAAGAAUACUAUCACAACAGAAAGAGUGAAUUUCCAACAGAUCUUGCUGAACUUACCAAAUUACUAGCAGCAACUGUAGGGUUUCCUUUAUUUUCUCCUGAAGCUGCAAUUAUAAAUUACUACAAGCUUGAUUCUACUCUAAGCGGCCAUACCGAUCACUCCGAAUUUGAUUUUACUGCCCCUCUAUUUUCUAUCAGUUUUGGACAAAAAGCAAUCUUUCUUUUGGGUGGUCGGACAACUUCGGUGACUCCCGUUGCUAUGUAUAUUGAAAGUGGUGAUAUCUGCAUUAUGUCAGGGGAAUCGCGAUUAGCUUAUCAUGCUGUGCCUAGAAUUAUUUUAGAAGAGAGAAAUUCUUGCAGUAACCUACAGGAUAACAAUUAUACCUCACCUGUGUUAAGUUUAAAUCAUGAUUGUAACAGUUUACAAACUUUGUGGACGUCAUUCAACAAUUACCUAUUGGGUGGACGUAUUAACAUGAACGUUCGACAAGUACUACCAGUGAAUGGCAAAUUUCCUAUUAAAGUAGCCUCAUUACCGCAAGUGUGA
Messenger RNA from Trichoplax adhaerens, 816 nucleotides. RefSeq lists its product as uncharacterized. Gene Ontology annotation, cellular component: nucleus; cytoplasm. The annotation marks the transcript as partial. The transcript has 7 exons. Gene Ontology annotation, biological process: oxidative RNA demethylation. NCBI's taxonomy places the organism in Eukaryota, Metazoa, Placozoa, Uniplacotomia, Trichoplacea, Trichoplacidae. The record is from RefSeq and is a predicted model, not a curated record. Gene Ontology annotation, molecular function: oxidative RNA demethylase activity; ferrous iron binding; broad specificity oxidative DNA demethylase activity.